AUGGGAAACUCCUAUGAGCUACAGGAUAAAAAGCAAGACAUUUCCUAUGAAGUCAGAGUACCCACCGAUAUUCAAAUGGGAACGAUCACUACUACACCGCGUGGGUUCGUUGGGCGUAUGGUUGACUCCUUCAAACCACCUUUGCCAGAGCUUCCAGAGAGCGAAGAGCACGGAGAGAAGCUUGGAGCGUCAAUUGAAGGGUAUGAUUGCAGUUCAGUUUGCUCUCUCCUUUUGCUUACAUAUGCAGGCCGGCAUAUGCAGAUGAUCGCUAUCGGUGGGUCCAUCGGCACUGGUCUUUUUGUCGGAUCUGGCAAGUCUCUAGUGAUUGGAGGUCCCGCCAGCGUCGUGAUCGCUUUCAUUUUGAUUGGUGUUAUGCUCUUUAACGUCGUGCAUGCCUUGGGAGAGCUUGCAGUCAUGUUUCCAAUUGCCGGAAGUUUCGCCACAUACAAUACACGUUUCCUGGAUCCUGCUUGGGGAUUUGCCAUGGGGUAUAAUUACGCUAUGAAUUGGCUCGUGGUUCUCCCUCUUGAGCUCUCUGCUGCUUCCAUCGUGGUGCAAUACUGGAACGUCAAUGUCAACGUUGCCGUUUUCAUUACGUUAUUCCUGAUUAUCAUUGUCUCCAUCAACCUCUGCGGCGUGCGGGGCUACGGCGAUGCAGAACUUAUCUUCUCCAGCAUUAAAGUCCUCGCUGUGACAUCGGCAUGCAUCAUCUUCGUGGUCAUUAACGUUGGUGGAACUCCAGCAGGACAGUAUCUAGGCGCAAAAACAUGGUCAAACCCUGGAGCAUUCAACAACGGAUUCCACGGUCUAUGUGGUGUCUUUGUCAAUGCAGCCUUCUCCUUUGGCGGAACAGAGCUUGUUGGUCUCGCAGCUGCCGAAGCUGCUAAUCCUCGCAGAGCCAUGCCGAAGGCUACCAAGCAGGUAUUUUGGCGCAUCACCAUUUUCUACGUCCUUUCGCUGUUCCUCGUUGGACUCAUUGUGCCCUUCAAUGACCCUAGACUGACCAAAGGUGCAAGCAAGGCUGCUCGAAGUCCGUUUGUCAUCGCCAUGCAAAUCGGAGGUAUCAAGGUCUUGCCAUCCAUCUUCAACGCCGUCAUUCUGAUCUCUGUCUUGUCUGUUGGCAAUUCGUCUACCUACGGUUCUUCUCGUACCCUUGCUGCUUUGGCAAAGGCUGGUCAAGCUCCUAAAUGGCUAGGCUACAUUGAUCGUAAGGGCCGUCCAAUGGCAGCUCUCGGUCUAGCCCUCUUCUUCGGACUACUUGGCUAUGUGAACGCUUCUCCUCACGGUGGUCUCAUCUUCGACUGGCUUCUGGCAAUCUCCUCCUUGUCUUCCUUCUUCACCUGGGGCUCGAUCUGUCUGUGCCACAUUCGCUUCCGCAAGGCAUGGCGCAUUCAAGGCCAUUCGCUGAAAGAGAUUCCCUUCCGUGCAGCUGGCGGUGUCUAUGGUUCCUGGUUUGGUCUCAUCUUCAACAUCCUUUGCCUGGUUGCCACAUUCUACGUUUCCAUCUGGCCACCUGGUAAUGGCGGCAAGACUGGCACCCUGCAAGACUUCUUCAUCAAUUACUUGGCCGUGCCGGUCAUCCUACUCUUCUACUUUGCCUACAAGCUCAUUCGCUGGAAGUCGAGUGCUGUCGUGCGGAGCGCAACCAUGGAUGUAACCUCCGGUCGUCGUUCUCUCGACUUGGCUCAAAUUGAGGAAGAGGAGCUGUAUGAAGCGGAGCACCCCAAGUCUGCGUGGAAGAAGCUUUGGAGCACUAUCUGCUGA
Protomyces lactucae-debilis is the source of this 1764-nucleotide messenger RNA. Its product is annotated as amino acid transporter. The record is from RefSeq and is a predicted model, not a curated record. NCBI's taxonomy places the organism in Eukaryota, Fungi, Ascomycota, Taphrinomycetes, Taphrinales, Protomycetaceae. The transcript is spliced from 4 exons. Gene Ontology annotation, molecular function: amino acid transmembrane transporter activity. Bases 1 to 1764 code for a protein of 587 amino acids. Gene Ontology annotation, biological process: amino acid transmembrane transport. Gene Ontology annotation, cellular component: membrane.